Molecule: messenger RNA, 1020 nt
Organism: Carica papaya (papaya)
Lineage: Eukaryota; Viridiplantae; Streptophyta; Magnoliopsida; Brassicales; Caricaceae
Product: FCS-Like Zinc finger 13
Source: RefSeq, a predicted model, not a curated record
CAAAAAACCAAUGGGCUAAUUCUACCAACUCCAUCAUCAAACCAUUUCCUUCUCCACCUUUUAUAAACCAGCUCCUCCAUUUCACUCCACAUUCUCAACAUCAACCCAAUGAUCGGAAAGAUAUCCGAGUUGUUGGUUUCCGGCAAUCGGACUGCCGUUUCCGACGGCGUCACCAGCCCUAGAAGUCCACUAGACUUGAAAAUCCAAUCGCCUAGAGGAUUAAAGGUGUACGACGUUGGUGGGGUUGGUUUGGGGAUUGUUGCUGCUUUGGAGAAGAAAUGUAAUGAUGUGGGCAGGCAUGAAAUUUUGGUAAAGUACGCAGUUGGGGGUUCCAAUCGUUCAGAUCCAAUUCCGUGUGGGAAGAACUUUGACAAGUUUAAACCAGGUUUUGAGGAUUUGGAGAUGGAGAGCUUGGAGAAUUAUACGUAUGUCACGUCCCAUGGACCUAACAGGUCUACAACUAAGGUUUAUUACGAUGGUGUAAGAAGUGAUGAGAGGAUUGUAUGUAAUAACUAUUCCGCCGUUAAGGAAUCGCCGGCGAGAUUUCUUGAUGAUCUUUCAGGGUACCCAACUCUGGAUUUUCUCAGUUCAUGUCACUUGUGCAGGAAGAAACUCCAUGGCGAAGACAUAUACAUGUAUAGAGGGGAGAAAGCAUUUUGUAGCACAGAGUGUCGAUCAAGGCAGAUAAUGAUGGAUGAGCGCAAAGAGCAAUGCAGAUCAGAAGCAUCAAGAUCUGCAGAGACCUCCACCUCACCUUACUCCAGAGGCCAGAUUUUCUCAACCGGAAUUCUUGCAAUAUAGCCGGCCAAAUUAUCAAAAGAAAGAAAAGAAGGCCAUGGCCAUAACCCGCCCUGCGUAUAUACCUAUACAAUAUGCUAAACAAAAAACUACAAAAAGAAGGAACCCAAAUUUUGAUUAGAUGUAAGAGUAGUAGAGGUUUUAUGCUGUGUAAUGAUCAUGGUAAUGAGAAUAAUUCAUGAAGUUUUCAUAAUAUAGCAGCUUUGGUUAAAGAUUUUCAGA